Messenger RNA from Zygosaccharomyces rouxii, 933 nucleotides. It is a transcript of the gene AME1, whose product is annotated as Ame1p. The coding region runs from base 1 to 933 and encodes 310 amino acids. The record is from RefSeq and is a predicted model, not a curated record. NCBI's taxonomy places the organism in Eukaryota, Fungi, Ascomycota, Saccharomycetes, Saccharomycetales, Saccharomycetaceae. The transcript has a single exon.
AUGGACUACGGAUCGAUGAGCUUUGAUUUAACAGAUAGAGGUAUCAAACUUCUGUAUAGGCAGCGAGGGUCACAUUUAAGAAAAAUCGAUGGUGAAAUUGAAACGUUAAUCAUAGAGGAUCAGACCCCGUCACCAACACCAGAUGUGGAAGCGGAGGAUGAGAUAACAAUAGGGCCACAACGAGAGCCAGAGUCAAAUGUACCACUGCAACUUGAACCAGAACCAGAACCAGAACCAGAUGUGCCAGUAGAAGCAGAAGCAGGGCUGCCACCAAAUGAAUUUGAACUACCUGAAAUAUCGCCCGAGGUACCGCCUGAAAUACCGCCUGAAGAACCGCCUGAAAUAGCCGAACCUCCAAGCAUACCAGAUUACCAUUUCCAGAAUAUUCCCCUAAGACAGCUGUCAUCCACCAUUACUUCGAUUGCAUCUAUUGAAACUAUCAAGUCGAUUUUAACGAAUCUUUUAGAAAAAGAUCUAAUACCGCACGCCAAGUCCCAUUUCGAAUCGGAUAGAGAUCGGGAAUCUAAGAUGAUGCAUAAACUGGACGUCAGAAUCUUCCAAUUGGUUUCUCAAAAUUUAAACAGCGAUCUACAAGAUAUCUUGGACAUUAAUAUUUCAAAUAACCAACUGUUAUACCAGUUGAGACAAUUAAUGUCUACUAGAGAAGAUUUGAAUCAGCAGUUAGUACAGACCAGAUCUGAAUUACAGCAGCUGAAAUGCGGUGGGGAGUGGUAUCAAUUGAAAAAUUCACAAGAUAAGCUACAGUCAAGACUCCGAUUAAAUCAAGAAUUAAAUCAAUUGACAAAGACUAUUGAAUCAAAAGAUGCACCACCGCUACCGAAAGGUCAUAAUCGGAAAAAAUAUGACAUCGAUGAUCUAUGCGAUUUGUUAAAUCCACAUACAGGUUUACUGAAUCGUUUACAAAAUAAAUGA